This is a messenger RNA of Ctenocephalides felis (cat flea), 3813 nucleotides long. RefSeq lists its product as uncharacterized. Bases 1 to 3813 code for a protein of 1270 amino acids. Gene Ontology annotation, molecular function: nucleic acid binding. The record is from RefSeq and is a predicted model, not a curated record. Gene Ontology annotation, biological process: DNA integration. Lineage: Eukaryota; Metazoa; Arthropoda; Insecta; Siphonaptera; Pulicidae. The transcript is spliced from 4 exons.
AUGUCGACUCGAUCUACGUCCGUCAAUGACGAAACAGCGCUCAACAGAUCUCUGAUCGAUCUGGAUCACGAGGCGAUCUUUAACACGAGCAGUCCUCGUGUUUCUGAACAUGAACAUGACAGUUAUGCUGAUCAAUACAAUAUAGCAGCAUUUAACAAUCACCGUCUCACUCCAUUCAAUGGAGAUUCUCCAGACCUAUGGUUUUUAGUUAUUGAACAUGAGUUUCAGUCUGCUAGGAUCAGGAGUGACAAUACUAAGUACACAGCAGUACUCAAAGCCCUAGACUUCGAGACACUGCGCCUCAUCCAGGAUGUCCUCCGUAAUCCACCAAUGACAGGCAAAUACGAAUAUAUCAAAAACACUAUAUUAAGCAGAAUGUCUGAAUCUAGAGGUAAGCAAAUUGACAAGCUAUUAAAAAACUUAACUCUAGGAGAGAAGAAACCAUCACAGCUCCUACGAGAAAUGAUGAAUUUGGCUAAGGGAGAGGUCAGUGAAGACAUCAUAAUUAAAUUGUGGUCAGAACGCCUGCCACACCAUAUUCGGCCACAAUUAAUAGUUUCUCGCCAUCUUGGUCCGGAAGCCCUGGCGGAAGUUGCCGAUAUUUUAGUCGAUCACUGUAGCCCCACAUCACAUGUGAUGUCCACAACACACAAGUCUUCAGUAGAACAGAGACUGGACCGCCACGAAACUCUUCUUAUGUCAUGCGUCCAGGAAAUCAAGGAACUAAAGGCAAUGUUGAACACUGAAAGACAGAGAAAUGAUCAGCAAGAAUCACAACUCAACCAGUCAAGAUCAAGAAGUGAACAACUCAAUCAGUCAAGUUCUAGAAGUGGUUCUCGACAUAGGUCCAGGACACCUUCACGUGGAUCGGUUUGCUACUAUCAUUACAGAUAUGGGGAGAAGGCCACAAAUGGAGCUUGCCAUGACGGUGAAGUAAAUUCUGUCUGCUCUGAGCUCCGUCUUCAUAUAUCAGACAGAAAGACGGCAAUCCAAUUUCUUAUAGAUUCAGGAUCAGUUAUAUCCAUUUUACCAGCUCAGAAGUUUGCCGAUGGUCAUCCUAAGGAAGAGUUAGUUCUAUUUGCAGCAAACUCUAGCAGAAUAUCCACGUAUGGAAAGAGAACUCUGGAGCUGGAUUUAUCUUUACGCAGAAGCUUUAGCUGGCAGUUUGUUGUUGCCGAUGUAGCCACAGCCAUAAUAGGAGCUGAUUUCCUAAGCAACUACAAUUUAUUAAUAGACUUGAAGGGUAGAAGAUUGAUUGAUUCGACUACAGGCCUUACCUCUGAUGGAAAGGUACUCAAGGCACAGCAAGUUAACAUCUCCACUGUCAACCCGGCAGAGCCCUUCAAGGAUUUACUGGCACAAUACAUCGCAAUAACAAAGCCACAGGUAACCACCAAUAAUAAAUCAUCUCUUUUUGCCCACAGGAUAACCACAACAGGUCCACCAUUAGCUUCCAGAUUCAGGAAGAUCUUCGGAGAAAAGGCUGUUGCAGCCAGGUCCGAGAUACAAGAUCUCCUGAAUAGGGGCAUUUUGAGGCCUUCCAACAGUCCAUGGGCAAGCCCUAUUCACAUGGUUCCCAAAAAGAAUGGCACAUUCAGAAUGUGUGGAGACUACAGGAGGCUGAACGCAAACACGCUGCCCGACAGGUAUCCUCCACCAUUAAUACAAGAUGUAUUCAAUAAUCUUCAUCAAAAAGAAGUAUUUUCUACAAUAGAUUUAGAAAAAGCUUACCACCAAGUACCCAUGCAUGAAGAGGAUAUACAAAAGACUGCAAUUAUCACACCAUGGGGACUCUUCGAGUAUCUACGUAUGCCAUUUGGACUCAAAAACGCUGCCCAGACAUUCCAGAGGUUUAUCAAUCACAUAUUCCAAGAUUUUAAUUUUGUUUUCAUUUAUAUAGACGACAUCCUGGUAAUGUCGACUGAUAUGAAUGAGCACCGUCGUCAUCUUCAAUUGGUUUUUGAGAGGCUACAGGAAUAUUCUCUUACAAUAAACUUAGAGAAAUGUGCCUUUGGAAAAGAUGAAGUUAACUUCCUCGGUUACAAACUGAGUGCUGCAGGAUAUUCUCCUUCACCAGACCGAGUAGAGAAAAUUAUUAAUUAUCCAAAACCUUCGACAGUUAUAGAACUCAGAAGAUUUUUGGGAAUGGUAAACUAUUAUCGUAAAUCAAUACCCAAGGCAGCAAAUAUACAAGCACCACUUUAUGAGUAUGUGAAGUCCUCAGUUAAAAACGACAAGACUCAAAUUGAAUGGAAUGACAAUUCAUUAUCAGCAUUCAGCAAGCUGAAGGAAGCUCUAGCAAAUGCAACUCUUCUUCAUUUUCCUUCAAGUAUAGCAAAUAUUAAUUUAAUUACAGAUGCAUCCACAACAGCCAUUGGAGCAACUCUGGAGCAGGAAGAAAAUGGUGCAUGGCACCCUAUAGGUUUCUUUUCCAGAAAGCUCACAGCUACUGAACAGCGAUAUUCAACUUACGAUCGCGAAGCUACUAGCCAUCUUUGCGGCUUUAAAGGUGAUCAGAACGUUGUUGCUGAUGCGUUGUCCAGGAUCAAUGCCAUUCAAAUGCCAUCAAAGCUAACCGAAGAGGAAAUUUCGCAAGAACAGAGUAAGGACGUUGAAAUGCAAACUAUAUUGAACGGCAACACCUCUAUUAAUCUUCAAAAAUUGACAUUAGGGGGGUAUCCAGUUUAUUGCAACAGGCAAGAUAAUUGUGUGAAGCCCUACCUUCCACAAAGUCUUCGCAGAAUUGCUUUUGACAUUGUACAUGGAAAUGCACACCCAAGCAUAAGGAUUACUUCAAGGGAGUUGCGAAGAAGGUAUGUGUGGCCUGGGAUUGGUAAAGACGUCACCAUGUGGGCACGUCAAUGCAUUCCUUGCCAAAAAUCCAAAAUUCAUAAACAUAAUCACCUCACUCCUAUCCAUAUUCCUAUUCCUGAAAACAGAUUUUCGCAUAUUCACAUUGACAUAAUCAAAUUACCGAAUAUUAAUGGAUAUCCUUAUUGCCUAACAAUCAUCGACAGAUUUACAAGGUGGCCAGAAGCUGUUCCUCUAAAGGACAUUUCUGCAGACACGAUUGUCCAAGCCCUAUUUUCAAACUGGAUAUCAAGAUUUGGUACACCAUGUGUGAUAACAUCCGACCAAGGAUGCCAGUUUGAAUCAGCUAUAUUCAAAUCAUUAAUGAAUGCAAUAGGUGCUAAGAAAAUACGGACAACGGCAUAUCACCCUCAGUCCAAUGGCCUAGUUGAACGCUGGCAUAGAACUCUGAAAGCAGCUUUAAUGUGCUCUCCUGAGCCUUGGAUCGAAGUAUUACCUGUAGUCUUACUAGGUUUACGUUCUUCAUACAAAGAAGACCUUAAAGCAUCUCCUGCUGAGAUGGUUUAUGGAACCACAUUAAGACUACCAGGCGAAUUUUUCACAACUAAAGAACUGUCAUCCGAUCCACAAGCAUUUCUGGACUACCACAGAAGAAUAAUGCGGGAUAUUAAACCUACAGCCACAGCUCAUCAUAAUAAAGCCAAUAUGUUUGUGCUUAAGGACAUAAAUACAUGCACUCAUGUAUUUAAUCUAAACGCACAGCGUAAUCAUGAAUCAGAGCCCUCAAGCUCAGCACCACCAUUCCUCCUGUUCGUCCGUGGCGACGCCUCCGGCCUUGCUGUCGCCUCGGAUCGCCGUGUCGCCGCCGAGCGAUCAGCCACCGGCAAGCGCCAGUGCCGCCUUAGCCUUCCAAUUCCCGCUGACGGUCGAAGACGGCGGAGGGACGAACGGCAACCACCGCACACCCGCUGGCGGUUGGCGGCGGAGGUUGUCGCGGAAUAG